CAAACGAAGCUAAAAUACAGGUUGGGAUUUCAGCUGAAUUCAUUAAUUUCAACGUAAAUAAUAUUUUAAAUUCUGACUUCGUCUCGAUUCACGAAGCUAACCAAUGGAUUAUUAUUACAAAAAAAAGUGCAUCGUCAGCGCACAGUCUUAUAAGUUCCAACUGUAAACCGAUACAAACGGUGGGUACCCAAGAUUCCCUCUCAAAUAUCCAUUAUAUUACUCCUAUAUGGUAUUAUUUGUAUGUAUAUAUCUAUAUAUAUAAUUCUCACCUUCUCUAAGCUUGCUCACAACUUUCUCCAUAUUCAUUUCACAAAAAAAAAAAAAAAAAGGCAUUAUACUAAAAUUAAAAUCAUUUUCCGAUGAUCCAAUCACUAACUCUAUCCGCCGGAGUCUCCUUCCCGACGGCUACAUUUCUCCGACGGAGUAACCGGACAUCAUCAGUAUAUGCAGCCGCGACAGCGGCUGCUUCGCCGGUUUUACAGAGGAGGAAACCGGGGAGUUUCUACGAUGUGCUAAGAGUUAAAGAGAAUGCGUCAGUUAAAGAGAUUAAAGCAGCGUACCGGAAUUUAGCGAAGGUGUAUCAUCCCGACGUUGCAUGUCGGCCGGAGGAAUAUUCCGAUGAUCGGAAUUUUAUUGAGAUUCACGAAGCUUAUGCUACGUUGUCGGAUCCUAUUUCGAGGGAUUUGUAUGACUUGAAGUUGAAUUUGAGCUCCCGUCCAGGAGUUUUUCGGAGCACCGGAGAUGGAAUUCGGGUUAAUGGGUCGGAGUUUUACCCGACCCGAAGAUGGGAAACGGAUCAGUGUUGGUGAUGUUGGAAUGAUUAAGGGACCCACAUUUUGCCGCGUGAACACAUUGUACAUAUUAUCAAUUGGCAUUUUAGCUGAAGACUUUUCAUUUCGGUUCCUUUCGGUGUCGGCAAUCACAUUCAAGUCCAAUUAAAUUCAAAUUUGCAUCCAAAGUUCCACAUUGGGGUAAAGCGUUCUCCUUAACAAAGGUGACUUCAAACCAGGAACUCGAAUCCGAAAUUUCACUGAUUAAAGAUAAAAAAGCACUUACCGCUAUGAUAUUUUAGCUGGAGAUUGUAUAUAAUCCUGAAUCUUUUUUGCUAUUUUAUUUUUUGUUUCAAUUUAUGCUACCUUAUGAGUUGUGAGGAGCCAAUUGGAAUAUUUUGUUUCCAUUUAUGCUACUUUAUGAGUUAUGAGGAGCCAAUUGGAAUUUUUAUUCCUAUGAAAAUGUCUUCUUUGAGGGUAUCAGUAAAUACUUACAGUAUUUCAUAAUUGAAAUUUUAUUUCUUCUUUA
Capsicum annuum is the source of this 1299-nucleotide messenger RNA. RefSeq names its product chaperone protein dnaJ 11, chloroplastic. The transcript has a single exon. The record is from RefSeq and is a predicted model, not a curated record. Lineage: Eukaryota; Viridiplantae; Streptophyta; Magnoliopsida; Solanales; Solanaceae. Bases 360 to 809 code for a protein of 149 amino acids.